Momordica charantia (bitter melon) is the source of this 2072-nucleotide messenger RNA. RefSeq names its product glycosyltransferase-like At2g41451. Gene Ontology annotation, biological process: cellulose biosynthetic process; response to abscisic acid. NCBI's taxonomy places the organism in Eukaryota, Viridiplantae, Streptophyta, Magnoliopsida, Cucurbitales, Cucurbitaceae. The record is from RefSeq and is a predicted model, not a curated record.
UUAACACCUAACGACAAAACGGUUCUAGAUACCAUCCUUCCUUCCUGGGCUCUUCAAUUUCUCACUCUAAAUUCUCCCAUUCUCUCUCUCUCUCUCUCUUCCAGUUCCUGCAACUCAACUACACAUGGCGGGUCAAUAUUCUUCUCUAAGACCCACAUCUUCUUCUCAAUCUCCUUCUUCCUCUCACACUUUUGCUUCGCGCCUCCUUCUGCUCCUAACUCUUCUCCCCUUGACUCUUGCCUGCUUCGCUUUCCUCCUCCAAUGGCGGGGCGGUCUCAAUGACCCCGUUUCUCGCUGGUCGCCGGACCACCAUGAGUUCCCCGGCAUGUCUACCACCGCCCCUUCCCUCCAUUCCCAUUCUUCCAAUUCGGAUUGCGUUGAUCUUCUAGGUCGAACCCAUUCGCCGGCAUUUUCUUAUUACCGGGACUGGAAGUUCGACUACGCCUCCGAUCUGAAGCCCAAGAUAUGCGUUACGACAAGCACUUCUGCUGGUUUAGAGCAGACUUUACCCUGGAUCUUUUAUCACAAGGUUAUUGGAGUUUCAAACUUUUUGCUGUUUGUGGAAGGGAAGGCUGCCUCCCCAAAUGUAUCCAAAGUCUUGGAAUCCAUUCCGGGAGUGAAAGUUAUAUACAGAACAAGAGAGCUAGAAGAGCAGCAAGCAAAAAGUCGGAUUUGGAAUGAGACAUGGUUGGCAAGCUUCUUCUACAAACCAUGUAAUUAUGAAUUGUUCGUGAAACAGUCUCUGAACAUGGAAAUGGCUAUUGUCAUGGCAAGGAGUGCUGGUAUGGAUUGGAUCAUCCAUCUGGAUACUGAUGAACUGAUGCACCCUGCGGGUACACGAGAGUACUCAUUAAGACAAUUGCUUGCUGACGUGCCUGCAAAUGUUGAUAUGGUUAUUUUUCCAAAUUAUGAGAGCAGUGUUGAGCGAGAUGAUGUAAAGGAACCUUUCAGCGAGGUAUCGAUGUUUAAAAAGAAUUAUGACCAUCUCCCAAAAGAUGUAUACUUCGGUAAUUAUAAAGAUGCAACCCGUGGCAAUCCAAACUAUUUCUUGACAUAUGGAAAUGGAAAAUCAGCUGCUCGGGUUCGAGAUCAUCUUCGUCCAAAUGGGGCACAUCGAUGGCACAAUUACAUGAAGACUCCCAAUGAGAUCAAGUUGGACGAAGCUGCUGUUCUACAUUACACAUACCCUAAAUUUUCUGAUUUGACUUCAAGACGCGAUCGAUGUGGCUGCAAACCAACAAAAGAGGAUGUUAAAAGAUGCUUUAUGUUAGAAUUUGAUAGAGCUGCAUUCAUAAUUGCUUCAACUGCAACAGAGGAAGAAAUGCUUCGCUGGUAUCGUGAACGAAUUGUCUGGACUGAUAAAACACUGAACUUGAAACUUUUAAGGAAGGGUAUUCUGACUCGGAUUUAUGCACCUAUGGUCAUUAUUGAAGGAUUGAGGAAUUCUGGCAUCUUUAGUUCUGUUAUCUCAUCUGCUGUUCAGAAUACACUGGCCAAAGAUCAAUUCUUAUCAUCUGUUGAGAGUAGCAACUCUUCUAGACCAAUUGACUCCGGAGUUAUAUCUUCUCGAAAGUUCGGUAUUAAUAGGGGGGAUUCUCAAGCAACUGGCAGAAGGGUCCUGGAAAUUCUGGACGAUUUUUCUGACCUCUCAGCUAUCCCACCAUUAUCUCCGCCCAGCCUUGACGAUGAUCUUCGAGUUCCAGUUGACACAUAAGUAUUAUCCAUCAGUAUAAAUUGUUCCCAUUUCACAGAGUCCUCGGUUGUAGGAUUUCAAAUUCGAUGUCUGGCAGAGGAGGAAAGGUUUAGAAGGAGGAGACUGAUCUGGCCUUGCCUUUGCAUGAAGAAUUAGAGCGGUUGACUUCAUGGGGUUCUUCCCGAUCACUGUCCAAGCGGCUGAUGUACAUUUCAGGUUUAGAUGUUAUAGUCUAUAGAGAUAGAGUUGUAGAGAGAGCUUGAAUUUUGGAUUUUGGAUUUUGGAUUUUGGAUUUAACAUUAAUGAUUGGUUGGUUUGUUUUGAUAGCCAUUAUGGAACUACAUUGGAUUACACAAAUAUGCAGUUGCAGUUUGUGAUA